Molecule: messenger RNA, 6971 nt
Organism: Salvelinus sp. IW2-2015
Lineage: Eukaryota; Metazoa; Chordata; Actinopteri; Salmoniformes; Salmonidae
Source: RefSeq, a predicted model, not a curated record
UUUCAAGUGUGUAUGUGUGAGCGUGUGUGAAUCCCACACUGGUCUGAAGCUGCUGCUGCCUCUGGAAAAAAAGCCUGAAAAGCCUGGAGGGGAUUUCCUUCUGAAAGGCAAAGCUUUUCUCCUCCCCCUUCUCCAGCAGUAUUUCCCUCUCUCACGCUCCCACUUGCUCCAAAAACACAGUGCUGCCAGAGAAGCUCAAGACUGGAGCCAGCGAAGCAACAGGAAGCAAGACACUUCAUCGCUUGUAGCUCAACUCACUCAAACUUGCGGAAAGUCACUAAGGGAUGGGAACUUUCCUACUUACUCGCAGACCACUAACUGUCAUGUGGACCUACCUUCAUCAAUGGCAUUAUCUUGGCUAUUAAGAAACGUGAGAAGAAGACCGCUCUCGCUAGAGUCAAUUAUCUGGACGGAAUUAUCAGGACAAAAUGUGAAGAAACAUUCUGCAGGAUAGAAGAGAUACUGUCGGAAAGAUGAACCCAGAAUCCCUGGACUCGUCCAUCCAGAGUGCCCUGUCGGCUCUGUUCCCGCCCUUUGAGGUCACAGCGCCCACCGUCCUCAGUCAGCUGUUUAGGACCAUCGAGGAGCGCUUCCACGGUGACGCACUGCACUGCUUGCUGGACUUCCUCAUCCCGUCCAAACACCUCUUGGAGAGUGUGCAGCAGGCGGCGUGUGCUGCAUACUCAGAUGUGCUGUUCCGUUGUGAGGGCUGGCCCCUGUGCCUCCGUGACAGGACCGUGAUCCAGCUGGCCCCCCUCAACCCUCUCCUGUUGCGCCCCGGAGACUUCUACCUGCAGGUGGAGCCCUUUGGCGAACAGGCUGCCCGCAUUGUCCUCAAGAGUCUCCUGGAGGAGGGCUGCCACGAGGUGGAGGAGACCCCCAUCCCCGACACCACUUACCCCUAUAUCUUUACCCUUGAUUGGCUGAGGGAGGUGAAUGACGGACGCCAUGGCACCCCACUGUCCCACUGCCUGCUUUCCACCGACCAGGGAGUGAUGAAGGUGCCCUGGGCGCAAGUGGCAAUCCCCGAGUUUCUGGUCAAGCACAAGACCAUGACUACAUCAAGUGUUAUCCGGGACGUUCCGUUUGAGUCACGGCAGUUGCAGAUUCCAUCCUCUUCCGACUCUACCGCUUCCGCCCUUUCUCUGGAGACCAUGAUCCUUCCUGCCAGGGACGGGAUAUCUGUGUCCUUGCGACUCAUGGACGGUACCUCGAAACUAAUCAAGGGUGACCAUGAGAAAUUUGUCACCAAACCGCAUGCCAAACCACUAGUCAAGCCUGUGGGCUGGGUGUCGCCCAACACCUGGGACACCAGCUGGAACUACUGCGAGAUUGAAGGUGACUAUGUGGAUUUAGUGGAGUUCUCCAAGGAGAAAGAGUCUCUUGCGGGACGCAGUAGGACUCCCAAACCUUCAAAUCCUCCCCCUUUGUUCAAACCGGUCAGGCCCCCUCCUCCUAUACCACUUGGGAGCAGCACCCCCUGUGGGUGCACCCUCAGGUUUUCAGAGGAGCCUUGCACACCAUGCAGCCAGAGGAGGCUAGGGCAGGAGCCUAGUGGACAUGAACUAAAGUGCAGGUACAGGGACUCUUACCUAGCAGCCCUGCGCAACCCAGUUCCCUUUGAGAGGGGGAGCGUAGGACUGCUAGCUGCUCUGGAGGAGUCCGGCCCCUGCGGAGGUCACUGGGAGUGCUGUAACCACUAUAAGGAGCCUAUUGUAGGUCACGAGCCACACCAACAUGGGCACUUUGCUAAGGAAUCCCCAAACCUAAAUCACAUACCACACAAAUCUAUCAAACCUGCCAUAACUCACAAACCAGGAAAACAUACUAAAGAACCUCAAGUCAUUCAUAAACUCUGCCAAGUGGAACCCCAUAAUCAGGAACUUCAAACAAACCACAAAGCCCAUCAAACAGGACCUGACUCAAUGCUAAUGUUACCUCCGGUGGGCCAUCACCAGGGCGUGGUUGAUGCCUUUGACUGUGACUUCACCUCCAAGCCAGUUUGGAACCCGGAGGCAGUGAAAACCAUUGGUAAACACAAGGCCAAGCCCAGGGCACUCUCCACUGUGUCCGAGACUGCCAGAGGAAGUCCUCUGGUCCAUAAACUGAACAACAGGAGCCACAGUGACAUCUGUCCAGAGAUGACCCCCGUCUGUGUCCAGGUGGUGCAGUGUAAGAAAAUCAAUGCCUUCGGCCUGGUGUCCCCCAAGCUGGAGAGGCGGCAGUCUGCAAAGAAUGCUCAAGAUCCCUCGCCUGGCAAAGUUGAAACGCAGGCUACUGCACCCUCCAUCGGACCUGACACCAAACUCCAGAGUCCAAAGACCAAGCCCUCAGCGCCCCCAAUCCCACCCCCCUCCCCCAUACACAGAGCUCCUCCAUAUCCUCCCUCCCAAGACUCCAUCUUCAGAAGUAUCAGUGGGCUACUUCACCUGGGCUUCGUCAGUCUACCAGGUAGCAGAGACAGGGUGGGCAGGGCCGUGCUGGAGGUCCAUGGGAACAGGCAGGCCUGGAUGUCUCCUCUGCUGUCUGCCCAGGAGGUGUGUAAAGUGCUACUUUACCUCCACUCCAUCCCCAGAAAAGAGGUCCGGGACCUGGGAAUGACAGUGGUGAUUAAUGCCAGAAAGAUGCACCCUCCCUCCCUCUUCUACAAAGCCUUAAUGAUGGUUCAGGAACAAGCCCUGAAUGCAGUCCAUAGUGUGCUGAUACUGGUGGAUAAAGACACAAGCCCUCGCCCUGAAAGACACCCUGGGCUACAGAUGGAAGUGGUGACCUCUCUGAAGGCCCUGCACAAGAUGGUGGAGGGACAACAGCUGACCUCUGACCUAGGUGGGAACUUUCCCUACAGCCACACUGAUUGGCUGCAGUUUCACCAGAAACUGGUUUCCUUUGUGUCGGACCUGCAAGGGGCAGCCCAUUUACUACAUAGAGCAAUCAAGAAAAUUGAUGGUAAUCUCAAAACGGACACCGCCCAGGAUGUUCAGCUAUCUAUUCAAGAUCAGAAGACCUCAAUGAAAGAGGUGCUGCAGGAUGCCCGAUUGGUCCCUUUACAGAGAGAAGGUGGAGCCAUUCUGACCAGAAUGAGGAGGGAGGAGUUUCGAUUUACCAAGUCCGACGACUACAGGGAUGCCUUGGAGUCGGUGACGGUCCUAUAUAACCAGGUGGAGGAGAAUGUUCACACCCUGGUGAUGAAGUCCAAUGAAUCACUACAGCAUCUGGACUUCCUGCUCAAACUCAGGGAGGCGGAGUCAAAUCUUAAUACGGCCAAGGCAUGGUUUGAUACAGAAGGAGAGCAAUGGCUGGUGUUCUCCAACUCCACUGAGGACACACUGGAGAGUGUGAACCAAGCCCUUCAGCGCUUUGACACCGUCCUCACUCAGGCCAAGGAGAAGAAACAGAAGACCUUGACCCUGGUGAUGGAGGUGGAGAAGAUUCUGGAUUCCACCAACUCCAACCCCGAGACUGAGGUUUUUAGGACUGUGAUGAACACGUUCAAAUCUAAUAUGGCCGACUUUAUGUUGCGCGCUGAGCAACGGCGUACCGAGCUUGACAACAUGGCGCAUGUCUACCGCUUCUGUGAAGAGGCUGCUGCCCUUGCCAAGGAAUGCAGGCAAUAUCUUGAGCAGCUAGAGACGGAGCGCUAUCCUGCCAAAGCCUGUCUAAGCAUGCUUAAGACCUACGAGGAGAGAUUGGGUGACUGCUUCUCGUCCCGACACUUCCAGAAGAUCAAAGCCAAAGCCUGCAGCGUGAGAGGCUCUAGGGAGAUGAAUUUGUGGAAUGCCACCUGGAUCCAGUGCCAGGAAGUCAGCCAGCGGCUGGGGGAGAGGCUGCAGCAGCAGGGGAAUGCAGCCAACAAAUACCAGCAGCAGCUCACAGCUGGCGGAGCUCAAGUGAAAGACAGGGUGUUGGAGACUUGGAAGGAGAGGGAGAAAGAGGAGGAAGACAAGGAGGUGGUUGUGGCCCCUUGCUCCCUAACCCAAGCCUCAAACUCCCCUCCAGGGGUGGCCGAUAUGGCAAAUAACUCAGGGAGGGCCUCCGUGGAACAGAUGGAGAGCAGAGACAGCCGUGCUAGGUACAGCGCUAACAUUGCGUGUUUUAACCUCCCUUUCAAAGAGGACUUGAAAGGGAGCAAAGGAGCCAAAGAAGCAUCCCGGUUGGCCAAAUCCCCAGGCAUAGAGGGGGAACUGACACCAGCGGUGCCCCAAGAUGGAGAAGGUGGACCAGGAAGGCACCACAGCGAGACGGACCUCAAAACGGGGGAUCUGGUUGCUGGGUGUGAGGCGUUCUCAUGGAAACAUGACACUUUGGUGGGAUCCCUGAGUGAGGGUUCCUGUAUCAGCUCUCCCCUGUCCUCAAAGUAUGGCUCCUCCCCCUUGUCGGCAAGACACUCCCAUAGUCAGCCCUCAGUAGUGGCCCUGCCGUCCCCCCAAAACCCUUAUGAUAUCUCCCAUAAUGGAAGUUUCUGCUCUUGCAACUCCUGCUGUAGGACAAAUGGGGAAAGGGACACGGACAGAGAAGAUGGUGACCCCAUAGAGGUGUCUUCAGUGUCCUUCCUUGACCCCUGUGACCCGACUGGUGACAGGACCCAGAAGGUCUCAUCAUUGGCCGACACACAAGCUGAAGAUAAUGGCAACAAUGUUCUGAAGUUGCAGAGGAUCAUGGAGGAGCUCUUGUUGACUGAGAGGGAGUAUGUACGAUCUCUAGGUUAUGUUCGAGAGCACUACUUCCCCGAGCUGGAGAGGCCUGACGUGCCUCAGGACCUAAGGGGCCAGAGGGGGAGCAUUUUCGGCAACCUGGAGAAGCUCCAUGACUUCCAUCGACACCACUUCCUGAAAGAGCUGGAGGGCUGCCUCCGAGAGCCCUUCAGGGUGGGACGCAGCUUCCUACGACAUAGAGAGAGCUUUGGUUUGUACGCCCUCUACAGCAAGAACAAACCCAAGUCAGACAGCUUACUUAUCGACCACGGCCAUGACUUCUUCAAGCAAAAACAGAUAGAGCUGGGCGACAAGAUGGACCUGUCAUCAUACCUGCUGAAGCCGGUGCAGCGGAUCAGCAAGUACAGCCUGCUGCUGCAGGACAUGGUGAGGGAUUGCGGGCCCCACCGGGGCCGCGAGGAGGCCGAAGUCAGGCGUGCCCUUGAAGUCAUCCAGUUCCAGUUGCGCCAUGGCAACAACCUGCUGGCCAUGGACGACAUACAGGACUGUGAUGUCAACCUGAAGGAGCAGGGGCAGCUGAUUCGUCAGGACGAGUUCCUGGUGUCCUUCAGGAAGAAGAAGUGUUUCCGCCACAUCUUCCUCUUCCAGGACCUCGUCCUCUUCAGCAAGACCAAGUGGACUGAUGUGGGCAAUGACACUUAUGUCUACAAACAGUCAUUUAAGACCUCUGACAUUGGGAUGACCCAUAACUCGGGGGACAGCGGGCUGUGCUUUGAGAUCUGGUUCCGAAGGAGGAAGUCCCAGGACACGUACACGCUGCAGGCCGGGAACAGUGAGGUGAAGGAUGCCUGGACCAAAGACCUUGAGCGCAUCCUCUGGGAGCAGGCUGUACACAAUAGAGACAUUCGUAUGCAGGAGAGGGUGUUCAUGGGUAUCGGGAACAAGCCCUUCAUGGACAUCCAGCCUAGCGAUGCGGCCAUCAACGACAGGGCAGUCAAUUGUGCUCUGAUGGGAAGAGAAUCCAAGGCGUUGGCCUCCUCGGGGACGUCUAGCUCGCAGGGCGGUUGUCCUGUGCUACGGCCUAACUCCAUUGGCUCGGGGAGCUGUUCGUCGUCUUCCGGCAGCCACUCUUCUUCGUCCUCUGGGAGAGGGUCCCUGUCGUCCGCCGUGGAGGGGUACCUGUGUGGCCCGAAGCGGAGGGGGGCGGGGGGUCCCGGGGGGUACUCCCCACCCCCUGGGGUCCUGGAGGAGGAUGACAUGGACCAGGAGAGCGGAAGUCAGAAUCUACUGAUGAACAGCUCAGAGUCUUCAGGAGGGAGCGUGAGCGGCUUCAGCAGCUCCAGCCACAGCUGUCACUCCGCAAUUGGUAGAGAGGCGGAGGACGCCUCCUCCGUGUGCGCCUCCGUCGUCAGCCUGAAGGAGGUGCUAGCCCACAGACCCGAAGCCAACCUCCACAAGGCCAAGAGUCCCACCCGUUCCACAGAGAAAACCACCUCGCCCUCGCUCCCACACAGACCACCAGCCAUGACUAAGGAUCCACCUAAGGUUCAAAAUGUGGCCAUUGGAAAGUCAACUGAGGUUUGAGCUCUGAGUUUGUCAUUGUCCCUAGGUUAUCCAACUACAAUCCUAUAUUGUCGCUCCUCACAGAAUUGGACCUAUCGACAACAGAAGGACACCAUGAACCGUGUCACUGUAUAAAAGGGACUAUUAUAUGACUCUUAUAUGACAGUUACUGUACUCUACUUUUUCUAUUCUUUUUUUAUCUGACCACUAAAAUGUACUGUAUUUCACAUAUGUUCUUAUAUUGUUUUGCAAUUUAAACAUGUGCGUCUGAAUUGUGUUUGCGUUGUGUAAGACAAGUACAUUCAACAUGUAAUUAACCUUAAUGUUAUCUCAGAUUCAAUAGAUUACAAUACAAUACGGUCCCUCUUUAAACAAUCUACAACUUAGCCUUUAUGUAACACAUUACAUUACUUUUUCUAUCUGGGGCCUUUCCUUAAGACUAGCAAUGUCACAUGUAAUGUCAUCAUAUGCAUUGCACAAUGUCACCCUAUAUAAAGCACAGCUUUUUAGGGGAUUGACAAAAUAGGUUAUAGUGAAUUGCAAAAUGUGACAAAGAAAUUGUUGCACGUACCUGUGCUUGAGCGUGCUCUGACCUGGAGCGGCAGGUGUGAAUGUCAUGCCAGGCCAAGAGAAUGUUUUCUGCCAAGCUAAACCAAUAACUCAUGAUCUCAGUAAACUGUAACCUUUUCAUAAAUACAGUGGUGAAUCAACCAAUAAAUCAACCUCAACUGUCUUUUUAUGUAUACGGGAAAAAAA